AUGGACCGCGUGAGGAUGAUCAGUUCUCAGGUCUCCGGUUCUGGACUCCGGGGAGUGGAGAAUAGAGGUUUGGAGAUGGAAGAGACAGGAGGAAGUUUCAGCGUCUCCAAAGAAGACGAACAAAAUAAAAAUAAAGAGCAAACUCAAGACCCAGUCCAGUCGGCCGCUCGCUGGGCCUCGUACUCCUGCGGCCGCUGGAGACAGAAGAGGAACAAGCUGCUGGGAGUCACGCCCGAGGUCCGGUACAGAGGACUCGCCGGGGACGCAGACGACGAACUGGACUCGAGCAUGAACCUGAUGUGCAGUCUCAGUGGAGCCAGUCGUGUCUCUGCCUGUUUCACUCUCAGACGAAACGUGGACCUGGACCUCCUGGACGAGCUUCUCUCAGACGGAGCCGACCCAAACAGCAGCGACCGCUUUGGCCAGACUGUUCUACACGAGAUCUCUCGUGCCUGGAGCGUGGACGUGAUGCGCUUCUUCCUCGAUCGCGGGUCAAACCUGAUGACUCCAGAUCAGUUUGGGGUCACAGCGCUCCACGUGGCCGCUGCCCUGGACUACAGCCAGAUGGUCCUGUUCCUCCUCCAGAGAAACGCCGACCCAGAGUCCCGGACCCGGACUCAGGCUCAGACUCCUCUUCACUUUGCGGCGAAGAGCGACGCCGUUUUCCAGUCCAUCAGGGUCCUGGUUCUUCACGGAGCGUCUCUGGGAUCUGUGGACUACAAACUCCGCACGCCUCUGCAGCUCGCCGCCAACAUGGAGCGCAGAGCGGCGGCCCGUGUGCUGUUGGAGCUCGGCGCGGAGGCGGGGCUUACGGACCGUGACGGACAGCUCCUCGUCACCGCCCUCAUCAGCCACAUGUCGCCCGUGGCCGAGUUGGCUCUGAAUCAGUUCCACGUUCACGACACGAUGAGCAGACAGCAGUACUUCCACCUGAACCUCCUGGAGCCGGAGCCUGUGGACCCCAACAGCAAAGAGGCCGACCUGAGGGACCCGACGUCUCCUCUGGAGGUGGUGGUGCAUCGGGGCAAACUGGACCUCAUCAUGAACCCAGUGUUUCUCAAACUCAUCGAAGUCAAGUGGAACCUCUACGGACGGAUGGGGGCGUGGCUUCUGCUGAUCCUGAACUUCCUCUUUAACGUUUCCUGGACGACGGUGGCCAUUUCUGUGUCGGUGACCAGAGACUCUCCUCAGAGAUACGUGCUGCCGCAGGACUGGUGGCGCGUGCUGCUCGCCGUCGUGGCUCUGCUCUUCACGCUGGAGGAGGUGCUUCGGGAGGUGAUUGACAUCCGCCGCUCCAACAGGAAGCUCCGCCUCCAGCAGAAGUGGGAGCAGCGCCGUCGGAGGUCAACUGUUUGUUUUUAUGUUUUACUUGUGUUAAAUAGUUUGUGUUUUCAGGACCGAGUUUUCCUGGAGGAUCAGCUGAAGUCUGUGCAGAACAUGAGAGGAAACUACAGCAGAGAUCUGUGGAACCUCUCUGAUUGGCUGGUGUACUGUCUGCUGGGCGUGUCCACGGCGGUGCACGUGGCCGACGUGAUCAGACCCUCCGACUCUCUCCACGUCGCCACUCUUCGUCUGUUUUCUGUCUCCAUCAUCUUCCUCUGGCUCAGGCUCAUGAAAUAUGUCCGAGCGUUCAGGUUGAUGGGACCGUUCAUUGUGAUGCUGGGGAAAGUGGCUGCAGAUGUGAUGAGGUUCUUGUUCCUGUACGUGGAGAUCUUCAUCCCGUACGCCUGCAGCUUCUGGAUCAUCUUUGGAGGAGCAGUACCGAGUAUGCAGACGGUGGGAGACCUGCUCUUCACGCUCUACAGAAUGACUCUGGUGGACGAGUACGAUUACAGCUCCAUGCAGAAGCUGGACUCUGUCAUGGCUCCUCUGCUCUGUGGAACCUUCCUCGCCGCGUCCUCCAUCCUCUGCGUCAACCUGCUCAUCGCCAUGGUGACCGACACUUUCCAGAGGGUCCACGAUAACUCCAAAGCGAACGCCGUGAUGCAGCAGGCCGCUGUCGUCCUGCAGCUCCUCGACUCUCUGCCCAUUCUGAGACGGUUUUAUGACCACGCCCACAUCACCACCCACUGUGCCCCGCUCGCCCAGGGAGACCACGCCCCCUGCCCCGUCCUCCACAGCGAGCAGGCACACAUCACCCGGGAGGUCAAAGAAACACUGGACGAGUUUCUGUCUCUGCAGAAGGAGGCGUCAGGAGUCCAGACGCCUCAGGACCAAAACUCCAGUGUGAAUGAAGAGAUGAGCUCCAUCAGAUCUGAGCUGCAGGAACUCAAGUCUCUGGUGCAACAGCUCCUUCAAAAUAAGAGCACGGAUAAAGAUCUAAGAGCUCCUUCAAAAUAA
Molecule: messenger RNA, 2340 nt
Organism: Boleophthalmus pectinirostris (great blue-spotted mudskipper)
Lineage: Eukaryota; Metazoa; Chordata; Actinopteri; Gobiiformes; Gobiidae
Product: transient receptor potential cation channel subfamily A member 1-like
Exons: 20
Coding region: 1-2340 (779 amino acids)
Biological process (GO): calcium ion import across plasma membrane
Cellular component (GO): membrane
Molecular function (GO): calcium channel activity; protein binding
Source: RefSeq, a predicted model, not a curated record